Molecule: messenger RNA, 2513 nt
Organism: Eleginops maclovinus (Patagonian blennie)
Lineage: Eukaryota; Metazoa; Chordata; Actinopteri; Perciformes; Eleginopidae
Gene: slc1a8b
Product: solute carrier family 1 member 8b
Exons: 11
Coding region: 186-1871 (561 amino acids)
Biological process (GO): L-glutamate transmembrane transport
Cellular component (GO): plasma membrane
Molecular function (GO): glutamate:sodium symporter activity; L-glutamate transmembrane transporter activity; neutral L-amino acid transmembrane transporter activity
Source: RefSeq, a predicted model, not a curated record
UUCUGGAUGAGCUCCCCAGUGUGAGACAGGAUCCAGAUUUGAUCAGAUCCCCUGGUUGUCCUCCGCCUCGGAUCCUUUGGGUUACAUAUUGAUCUACCUCACUCACUCAAUCAGGAAAUUCGGAUACCUGCAGUCACUGCAGCGGUGGAGGCGAGGGCCUGCUGGGAUACGGGCCGAGCCUGAAGAUGAUGGAAUGGUUGAAAAAGUUUUUGAAGUGCAUGUUUUCAGCCAAAGUCAGGGCGUAUGUGAAGGACUACUGCAAGAGGAAUGGCCUGCUGACACUCUCUGUGUUUGCCGUAGUGACGGGCUGCGUGCUUGGAUUUGUCCUCAGGACGUUUAACCUGUCCACACAGGCUAAGAUCUACUUUUCCUUCCCCGGAGAACUUCUGAUGAGGAUGUUAAAGAUGUUGAUUCUGCCACUAAUCACCUCCAGUCUUAUGUCCGGCCUGUCAGCCAUGGACACGAAGGCAAGCGGUCGGCUGGGUGUCCUGACCAUCACCUACUACCUGUGGACAACCUUCAUCGCCGUCAUCGUCGGCAUUGUGCUGGUGCUCGUCAUUCACCCGGGCACGGGCACAGAGAAAGAUGGCCACCAUGCAAGUUCAGGGCCUGUUAUGACCUCCGCUGAUGCACUGCUGGACCUCAUCAGAAACAUGAUCCCGUCAAAUCUCAUUGAAGCAACUUUUCAGCAGUACCGAACGGACCUCGUACCUAUUGUACAGAACUCGGAUGUAAAAGACUCUCAAGCAAACUUUGUGUAUGUCAUGCCUGACUAUCACAACCCUCAACUCGGACACCCGGUCUUUCUGGAAAUCACGCCCGCGCCAGACAUCAAGUACAAAAUCGUCCCCAGUACCAGCAAGGGCAUGAACGUGCUGGGGAUCGUCAUCUUCUCCGCCACCAUGGGUCUUCUGCUGGGGAAGAUGGGAGAACGCGGAGCACCGUUGGUCAAUGUGUGCCAGUGCGUCAACGAGUGCGUCAUGAAGAUUAUCAACGCUGCGAUGUGGUACUUCCCCUUCGGCAUUGUAUUCCUUGUGGCCGGGAAGAUCCUGGACAUGCACGACCCGGCCCACCUGGGAGAGAAGCUGGGCAUGUACUUCAUCACGGUCCUCUCCGGCUUGUUCGUGCACGGCCUCAUCCUGCUGCCUCUCUUCUACUUCUUCUUCACCCGCAAAAACCCCUUCGCCUACAUCAGAGGGCUGCUGCAGGCCCUUGUCAUUGCACUGGCCACGUCAUCCAGCUCAGCCACAUUGCCCAUCACCAUGAAGUGUCUCCUGGAGAACUGUGGAGUAGACCGGCAGAUUGCUCGCUUCGUGCUGCCAGUGGGAGCUACCAUCAACAUGGACGGGACGGCCCUGUACGAGGCAGUGGCGGCCAUCUUUAUUGCUCAGGUCAAUGAGUAUGACUUGGACUUUGGCCAGCUGGUCACUAUCAGUAUCACGGCAACAGCCGCCAGCAUCGGGGCGGCUGGGAUACCUCAAGCCGGUCUGGUUACCAUGGUGAUCGUCUUGACGUCUGUGGGGUUGCCGCCUGCCGACAUCUCGCUGAUUGUGGCCAUCGAUUGGGUCCUGGAUCGGUUCAGGACGAUGAUCAACGUUCUCGGUGAUGCCUUAGCUGCUGGGAUUAUGGCUCAUUUAUGUAAGAAGGACUUUGAGAGAGCAGCUUCUACUGUUGCUGUACCUGAUCCCACUCCUAAUGCCAGUAAUGGAGGCGGCCCACACCGGAGAGACACAGUAAUCUCUUUUGGUAAUCAGAGCGUGGCCAUGUCGGAUGCUCCUCUGAUCACACACCGCUGCGAUUACGUGUACGAGGUGGAUGGAGAGACUGUGCUGGAGAGACCCGUGGCCUGCUACAACCUCUGCCACGUCUGAGACACGUUCACAGGACGGACAGCCAGGGAUACUGCCUUCUAAAGCACACAUUAACCUUUUUGGGUCAAAGGAACUUCCAACAUCCUGUUCGGUUUCUCUGCAGAAUGAAACCAACGUUUGAGUAAUGAGGUGUCAGGGUUUAGCGGCUUUACUGGAUUUUGCCUGUGCCAUGCCGAAAACAAAAAAAACCUUUAAUACUUGAUAUACUGUGUUUUUCCAUUCAGUUUUGAAACCGAGGAAAUGCAUGAAGUGUCACGUUGAACCUAAACCGCUCUUAGGUAGGCAGGAUAAUGGGUUGCAACAACAUACAUUUAAGGGAUAUUAGUCAGUCAGCAGUAACAGUUAGACAUUCACGGUAGGCCUGUCCUAAUGAAGUAUGAUCAAGGUUUUAAGUUGCCUUAACAUGAUCUCAGUUUUGACAAUAAUUCUGAGAGCUCGAAAGACUUGAAAGUUAACAAAAACUGAGCAAAUGUUUGUCAUUGAAGUGAACCUUUAUGUUAGACAAGGUAUUUGUAUUGAUAGAUUUUAAAGCAACAUUAAUGUAAAACAAUAUUUACAUCAGCCUAGUGAGAUCACUUGUGUUUUUUUUAUACCAAUGCUUUUAAUCUUCUGUUUUCUAUUAAAACUGGACCUACAAAAUCA